GCCAUGGCAAGAGUGUGGAGAGAGGGCCAAAAACGGCCAGUGCAUCUCUACCGUCUGGUGACUGCUGGCGGCCUGGAGGAACGAAUCUUCCAACGUCAAGUAGCCAAGUCCUCCCUAGCCCAAUGCGUCGUGGCUGACUGCCCUCCUAUCUUCAAUACCACCGGCAAGCCCAAUUCACAGAGCCGAUUAACACGUGAAGAACUGAGGCCCCGCGGCAUAAUCGAUUUGGGCGACAAUGCCCUUGGUGCUCUGUCCUGUGAACAGCAAUUUGGCCCUGAGAAAUUUGAAAUUGUCCUCUUAAUUCCUCAGGAUGGCUGGCUUCUCGCACUUACGAAGUCAUUCGGUAGACCAGUCAGACUUGAUACUGGCAAGACAGUCUUACCAGAUUUUAAAGGAUCAGUCAACCAACAUCCUCAUGUAAAUUCUGCAUCCUAA
Messenger RNA from Dibothriocephalus latus, 435 nucleotides. The record is from the annotation of a GenBank genome assembly. NCBI's taxonomy places the organism in Eukaryota, Metazoa, Platyhelminthes, Cestoda, Diphyllobothriidea, Diphyllobothriidae.